Molecule: messenger RNA, 1578 nt
Organism: Ooceraea biroi (clonal raider ant)
Lineage: Eukaryota; Metazoa; Arthropoda; Insecta; Hymenoptera; Formicidae
Source: RefSeq, a predicted model, not a curated record
CAAUAAAAGCUCGAUUUGCCUCGUGCGGAACCAAAUCGUGCACUGCAGCGUAAGCGUCGAAGACGAGCAUUUCGACAAUAAACAAUUGACGCUCGCAAACUGCCAGUGCCGGAAGAAAGACAUUCUGUACCUUUGACUUAAUUUUAUAACUAUAAAAAAUUCUCUAUAAAAACAUCGAAAAAUGUCCAAAGAUUAUGCGAAACAGGAUCUGUCGAUUCAAACCACGUAAGAUCUAAUGCAAUAAUGCGUCACCACGUUUCUAAAGAUGUUUUUAUAGAGAAUUUUUUAUAGUUAUAAAAUUAAGUCAAAGGUACAGAAUGUCUUUCUUCCGGCACUGGCAGUUUGCGAGCGUCAAUUGUUUAUUGUCGAAAUGCUCGUCUUCGACGCUUACGCUGCAGUGCACGAUUUGGUUCCGCACGAGGCAAAUCGAGCUUUUAUUGCAUUAUGGCCCAAUUUACCGCAAGUGAAUAUACGGAUAUGAUUAUCACGUAUGGAAUGGCGGGCGAAAAUGCAUUGGCCGCGGAACGCUUAUACGCGGAAAGAUUCCCCGAACGUCAACAUCCGUCGCGAAGAACAAUCUUACGAAACGUCCAAAGAUUGCGAGAAACGGGGUCUCUCCUUUCAAAUGUACGACCCGGAAGAGCAGUGCAUCUGCACGUCCGCGACGAGGAACGGAUUCUACGGGAAUUUGAGAGAAAUCCCGGAUACAGUGUGCGUCGAGCAGCAAAUACACUCGGCAUAUCCAAGGAUGUAAUACAUCGCACAUUACGGAGGAACAGACUGCAUCCGUAUCAUUACCAACGGGUGCAGCAGCUUCUUCCCGGCGAUUUACAAUCGCGCGUCUUUUUUUGUGAAGGUAUUUCUAUUAUUUUUAUUUGACAUUUGCAGUGUAUUUAUCGCCUAUUCGUCUUAAUUAUCAGUGAAAUACGUAUAGGGUUCCUCGCGCAGUGUCGGCGGAAUAUUUCCUUCCCCGACUGCAUCCUGUGGACGGACGAGGCCACCUUCACACCGAACGGCGUGUUUAAUUCACGCAACUUCUUGCAAUGGCAAGAUGAAAAUCCGCACGCCGUUCGAGAAGGCGCAUUCUAAUAUCGUUGGAGCAUAAAUGUUUGGGCUGGCGUAAUUGGAAAUCGAGUGGUGAGUACAUCUUUUAUUUCAGCUUUUAUUUCAACUUUUCUUCCGCCGCGGCUAAACGGACCACUGUACGUGGCUUUUAUUCAGAAUGAACUUCCAUUGCUCCUUGAAGAUGUUCCCCUCGACAUACGGCAGAAGUUGAUUUAUCAACACGAUAGAGCUCCUGCACAUUACAGCAGGCAAGUGCGAGAUAUUUUAGACGCGCGUUUUCCGGACAGGUGGAUGGGUCGAGGUGGCCCAAUCAUCUGGCCGGCACGGUCGCCUGAUUUAAAUGUAUUAGAUUAUUUCGUAUGGGGGUAUAUUAAAAAUGCGAUAGAGCACCGGCGUGAUGGUGCAGAACAAGAAGUCCGUGAAGCUAUUGUUGCGGCCUUCGAUACCAUCACGCCGGACAUGGCGUACCGUGCGACGCGCAAUAUUGGUCGAAGAGCCGAAAUCUGUGUACAA